ACCAUUACCAAAAUAACCCCGACCCUUGCUCCAUAUUCCGAGAUUUCGCUGAAAUGCAUCAUAGCAUUUGCAUCACUGAAAUGUCUCGGCACACGAAAGGUAAUUGAAACGGUAUGCGCACAUGUGCAGUUUAUGCGUAUAAACUGAUUUUCUCUCAGAAAAGCUGAUUGCCUUGAGCAGGGAGUACAGUACAUUUGUGCAGAUCUACGAUUCAUACUCCUUAUCGCGUGAUGUCAGUGAAACAGGACAGUUCAUAGGACCCUGAAGACUUCACGAGACUUCACCUGUUCGCAUGCACAGUUCCACUUUUUCACCUGUAGUUGCUCUCUUCAGCCUGUAUCCAUUAAUUCUUUAGCUAGUGAGAAAAAUGGUCUCGUACUUAGUCUGCAGCUUGCUCUUAGCAUCCAUAGCUUUCCCGGGCACCUCGUUCGGAGAGGUAGUGUUUCGCUGCCCGAGUUGCACCGCGGAGCGACAGGCUGCAUGCCCGAAGCUCACGGAAACUUGCGCUGAAAUUGUGAGGGAGCCCGGCUGUGGCUGCUGUCCGGUGUGUGCCCGGCAAGAGGGCGAAUCUUGCGGCGUCUACACCCCGAGAUGCUCCAGUGGGUUACGCUGCUAUCCAAAGCCGGACUCCGACUUGCCUUUGGAGCAGCUUGUGCAAGGGCUCGGUCGAUGCGGACGCAAAGUGGACGUGGAGCUCGCUGGGAGUCCGCAGCCAAUUGGAGAGGUGGUGCCGUCAGAGGUGAGCCUGACAGAGAGCCCGCCCCUGAGGAAGCCCAGCAAAGACGGGCCGCUGAUGGGAGCCAAGGAGACGGCCAUGAGGCAGCACCGUCAGGAGAUGAAGCUGAAGAUGAAGUGCAAUAAAGCAGAUGAAGCCAAAAGCCCUCGCUUCACGCUGAGCCAGUGCCAACAGGAGCUAGACCAGGUUCUGGAACGGAUCUCCAAGAUGCCCUUCAGCGACAACAGGGGGCCACUAGAGGACCUGUAUGCCCUGCACAUCCCCAACUGCGACAAGAGGGGGCAGUACAACCUGAAACAGUGCAAGAUGUCUGUCCACGGUCAGAGAGGGGAGUGCUGGUGUGUCAACCCCCACACCGGCCGGCAGAUCCCCGCUUCCCCCACGGUGAGGGGGGACCCCAACUGCAGCCAGUACCUCAACAGCCCGGAGACAGAGCCCCCCACCGCACCCCAAAAAUAGUUGCACCCCCCUGCCUCUCCGACAGAAACGGAGCUUUGAGAAGUCUGAGCAACGCAAAAGAACCGGUUCUCAAGCAGUUAAGCGAAUCGCAAAUGCGUGUGUGUACGUGUGUGACCGUGUGUGACCGUUUGUGACAGUGUGUGUGUGGGUGUGUUUGUUUGCGCACAUGCGCAUGUUUGUGUGUGUGUAGAUCUGUUCAGUAUAAAGUAUACACAGUCAUUCCUCAGUGACAUGCCAGGUAAAGUGUGGGUUCAGAGGCAGAGGGACAAACCAGACGAGGAGGGAGAAGAGCAUUCUAGCACAGCCGGAAGGCCUGUCUGUCAUCCGCAGAUUCAAACGCAGAUUAAAUAUGAGUAAAUAUACUUGGAGUGGGGCUGGCUUUAUCACUUCCUAUUCAUAGGCUGUACACUGUAAAUAAUGUGGAGGCUUGGAGUAAUUGUCUUUUAUUACUGCGUCUGGUUGUGUUGGUAUUCCAGGCAGCCCGGCCUCUCGUUUAUGCAGCUGUUAACAUGCAGCCCGAGUUCCAUUCCUAUUUAUUCAACAUUUCUGUUUUGCACCUCGGUAAAAAUGCGCUGUCAAACCCUGUGCAUUCCCUUCUCCUGUUAAAACAUCCUGACUGAACCACUGACGUUCGCUGUCAGGGUCCUUUUCCUUUACAAAGAUGUUGUUUUCUGUUUUUUUUUUUUUUACGGUUCUCCGAAUUGUGAACGUUUUUCAGUCUGUCUGGCUCCUCCCCCUGUCCCCCUCAGACACUGUCCCGGCUGUCUCCCCCUGUCCCCCU
Messenger RNA from Megalops cyprinoides (Indo-Pacific tarpon), 1976 nucleotides. Its product is annotated as insulin-like growth factor-binding protein 2-A. The transcript is spliced from 4 exons. The record is from RefSeq and is a predicted model, not a curated record. Gene Ontology annotation, cellular component: extracellular region. Bases 368 to 1195 code for a protein of 275 amino acids. Gene Ontology annotation, molecular function: insulin-like growth factor II binding; insulin-like growth factor I binding. Gene Ontology annotation, biological process: regulation of insulin-like growth factor receptor signaling pathway. NCBI's taxonomy places the organism in Eukaryota, Metazoa, Chordata, Actinopteri, Elopiformes, Megalopidae.